AUGAUUAUGAUGAUGAGCCGUGUGAUGUGUGUGUUGGCCGUUGUGCUGUGCUGCGCCUGUGGAAGUGCGAUUGCUCAAACUCUAGCUGAUGCUCCUCAACGUCAUGAUGUGAGGGAUAUGUAUGGUAGUAGUUUCGAAGGUUUUCCUUUUCCGGAUAGGCCAAAAAGUACAACGAGUUCAUCAUCAUCGAGUUCUACAAGUUCACUAUCUGAAGAUCAACUCGACCAGAAAGCACUGGUAUCCACAGAAGACCCCAGAAGUCCAGGUGUACCGGAUGGCUCCGACCUCAGCAGAGCACAACUUCCGACUGAAAUCCACAACACCGAUUCGCAUGAAGAUGCUAAUUUACUAAGAGAACAAAUGGAUAAAAAAACA
Messenger RNA from Trypanosoma theileri, 375 nucleotides. RefSeq lists its product as uncharacterized. The record is from RefSeq and is a predicted model, not a curated record. The transcript has a single exon. NCBI's taxonomy places the organism in Eukaryota, Euglenozoa, Kinetoplastea, Trypanosomatida, Trypanosomatidae. The annotation marks the transcript as partial.